AUGUCAAAAAAGGUCCUCAUGCUUCAUGGCUAUGCCCAAUCAGACUCUAUCUUCUAUGGAAAGACUGGGGGCUUCCGUAAGAACCUAUCUAAGUUGGGUUACGAGCUUUAUUAUCCGUGCGCUCCGGCUAAGGUCCCAGGCGUUGAUAUCUCGAACGAAGACGACUUCGCUUCUGUUUACAAUACUACUGCUGGCACAAGCGACAUCUACGGGUGGUGGCUGAAGCACCCAGAUGAUCAAUACAAAGUGCCUCAGGAAACCGCCGAUUAUCUGCGCGACUAUAUUAUCGAAAACGGGCCUUUUCAUGGCAUAGUGGGAUUUAGUCAGGGUGCUGGAUAUGGCGGAUAUCUUUGUACUGAUAUUCGUGGUUUACUUAACCUGUCUUUGGACGAGCAACCAGAUUUAGAGUUUUUUAUUAGCUUCAGCGGAUUUCGCUUACAACCAGAGUGGUUUCAAGAACAAUAUGAUAAACACGAGAUUACAGUACCUUCUCUACACGUUCAGGGUGAACUAGAUACAGUCGUUGAAGAGCAAAGAGUAUUAAGCCUAUACAAUUCGUGCUCUAAUGACACGAAAACUAUGCUCAAGCAUCCUGGGGGACAUUUCGUUCCCAACAGCAAGUCUUUUGUCAACAAGGUAAUUAACUGGUUACAGGUAGUUGCCAAGCCAGAAACAGAACAGAUUAAGGACGGGCCUAGUCAACCCAAGUCUUUUAACGAGCCACAAUUGGAUGAUGAUUUAUUGAGCGUUAUCGAUGGUAUGGGAAAGAUUUAA
Molecule: messenger RNA, 774 nt
Organism: Lachancea fermentati
Lineage: Eukaryota; Fungi; Ascomycota; Saccharomycetes; Saccharomycetales; Saccharomycetaceae
Source: the annotation of a GenBank genome assembly